Molecule: messenger RNA, 351 nt
Organism: Rangifer tarandus platyrhynchus (Svalbard reindeer)
Lineage: Eukaryota; Metazoa; Chordata; Mammalia; Artiodactyla; Cervidae
Source: the annotation of a GenBank genome assembly
AUGCUUGAUGGCAUCAGCUCUCCUCCAGCUAGUUUCUGGAGAAUCACCAUUUUCCCACUCACCAAGGCUGGACUUCAUUUUACUUUUAUUAUCAUUGGCUUCUUGAACCUUUUGUUUACACUGCAUCACCUGCUUUGGAAGGAAGUGGUUGGUUGUCAGGAAUGUGUGUCCCUCUGUAACCUCUUCCCAGUUGUGGAGCUGGUAGAAACCUGUCUCCACGUGGACUCUGUGCAAAAGUCUAUGAUGGUGAUCAUGGCCCUACCCCCUCUCCCCGAGUCUGGAGCUGAGGGAAUCUGCUGUGAGUGCAGGGUCCAGAGCUGCCUGAGCCAGGACUCUGGGAUGGGUAGUUAG